AUGUUAAAAGAAAUUCUUAUUUUACUGUUAUUUGUUUUGUCUGCGGGGAAAUCACGUGAACUUGGAGAUAGUUUGUCGGACGUCCACGAAGGUUCUCAUAAUAAUGUGCUGGAGGAAGGGACAAUUUUGAACAGCCAAUUUGAAGCUGUGUUCCAAUGGAUUUUUAAAGGUAAUUCAUAAUUACCGGUAUCGAAGUUGAAUGUUCGGGUUUUUCAAUAAGGUUAAUCAGAACUGGAUGAUUGUGUGUAUGUGUUCCCUGUCUUUUGACUUCAUAGCAUGUUGUAUACGUCUGUAGGAGUAAUAUAACUCAAGACAAAUGAAUACCAGUGUGUCUGAAGACCACAGCUGGAUAUUGUGUGAUUUUAAGUUAAUAUAUGGCGAUCUUCUGCUCUGAUUUUCUCCUAGACUAACACAACAGUUAUGAAAAAGGACACCCUCCACGACACAUAUCACGUGGUAUCAAACGCAAAGGGAUCUCACUUCACCCUAGCACGGUAUUCUCUCGACCGUCUCGUGUAUGCGAUGAACGCCAUGGGACAUAGAAUAUUCAAUUGCCACAAAGGCAUUCUGUUGUCUCAAGGAAGAAGUCUAAAAUAGAACAACUUAAAUAUAUGACAGAGAAAAAGGAGCCAAAAGAAAAAAACGGGUAGCCCAGGCGAAGACAUGCCUGGGUUUUAUGAUGGGACAUCAGUGGUUGCUUGUAAGGUUAUCGCCUAAAUAAGAUCUUAUUCCCUCUUUUCUCAUCAUUGAAUAUUAUUUUUAUUUUUAUUCUUCCAGGUAUCAAAUCCACCUUUCCCUAUAAACUCGUUGUCCUGCAUAUCUACGUCAUUUUCUUUCUUUUCAUCCCUAUGGUUAUUGUUUGUGGCUUUCUCUCGCCAGUACAAUUAUUUCCGGUAAGACAUGGUAAUCAAAUUAAAACUUUUUUAUCGACUAAGGCUUUGUUUCGUCACUAUAGCGGAUGGCUUUUUGAGGCGCCGAUAUAGUAUGAACAGCAACGGCCCGAUUCAGACAUAUCGAUUCAGACAUAUCGACCAUAUCAGGCUGAUUUAAGAUUUAGCAACAGGACGGGAACGUCAGUUGGCGCGCGCGGAAAGGACCAAACACGACUUCCGGUGCCCAAUUUGCCGCUCUGCCAUUGGUCAAGCCAGUUGUUUGAUUUGCGGGCGCCGUCGUCAAAUGAUGUUCCCGUUCUGUUGCUUAAUCGGCCUAUUGCCGACGCGGACGACCGAGAAGGUUUGGUCACUAAAUCCUGAGUAGUUACUUCCGUCUUAGUGGGUUCUAGUCCUCGCUCCUACUUAUUUACUUCCGCGACAUUACGCCGUCGAAUAGGUGUUGACACUACAUCACCGCAUGGCACAAAAGUAUCCAAUAUGUAACACUCCAUUUUCGAGAUCAGCACCGCACAGCUUCGCCCCGUCACAGUAAUCGUGCAGCCACAUCCGUUCUUGCGUGUUAAACAGAAGCCCUGUCCGGUAUGAUUUUUGUGGCAGCGCAAAAGCUAUCCGCGUUUUCACUCACGUGGCCAGCAUCUAUGCUAGUUUAUAGGAACAAAAAAUAGCGUUUACGUAGGAAAAGAGUUGAACUUCCAUACGAUUGUACACUACCAUGGCUGCCUUUUCAUUGUUUUGAAACACCAAUGGCCGCUAUGACGUCAUCUGAAAACACCAUCUAUACAUAAACCAGGCAAUAUACCUUUUCCUUAAUAAAGUGCUUUUACGGUCCUGUUUACAUGGAGGUGGGGGACCCUAGGUAGGUGAGGUAACCUGUUUAGGUAGGGUAGCCCACCUGUUCAUAUAAUCUCUCGUUUUAAUUUUAUUACGUUUAACUGAUGGAUGGGGUGACCAUAUGAGGGAUUAUUUUGACAGGGGGAUUACCCCACCUUAGUGGGUUACCUCACCUGCUUAGAGUCCCCACCUCCAUGUAAACAGGUCGUAAAUCAAUUAAGCAUAAUGGGACAGUGAGGGAAACCACCCGCCGGCCAGUCCAAAGGAGGAAGCUCGGCGAACGGUUACAGCGAUGAACUCGGUGCAAACUGGAGCCGUUCAGUUCAAGUCCCACCCUAUCUGCUAAGUUCCGAGUUCAACUAAACUGGUUCGCUUUCGGCCAGUUACGGUUCUUGCUUUUUACACUUGUUUAUUUUAAUUAUAAGAAGGAGUGGAUCCAGAAAAAUCAGAAAGGGAUGGGUGGGACACCUGCCAGCUAUAUAGAUACUUUUUAUUUUUUUGAGAAUUCUAUACAAUUAAAAGAAAAUUUCAAAAGAAAAAGGGGUGGCCGCGACCCCCUCGGCCAACCCCUACAAUGGUCUUUGAUAAGCCUAUCUUUUGGGCCACUAGGUUAUCAGUAAUCUGGAGCUUUAGCCUGCGUAGCAAGCUUUUCCGUGUGGUUUAUAGGAGCAAAGAACGAGGAACGAGAGUCAAAGACGGCGCGAAAAAUGCCGCAAGCAAAAGAGCGGGGAGUUUUUUGGCUAUCGCUUCAUUUCUUGCGCGACCAAAUCCAAAAAUCCCGUUCCUCGGUCUUUCUUUGCUCCGAAACCAAACGGAAACGCUUGCUACGCAGGCUACUGGAGUUUGAAUGAUCAAUUUACCACUUUUAACAAAAAAAAUUGGGAUUCUUUUGAUCUUUAUAAUCAGGACUGGAAAUGGCCCCAAUGUGAAGGGGAUGAUUUGUUCCUGGUUGAUCAAGGUGAUCUGGACUCUAGUGCUGCGACUACUUCCCAGAAUGAAACCGUAACGUCACCUGACCACAUCCAGCCCCAAUACUUAAAUCCCACUCCUUGUAAGCCGAUCAUCAAGUUUUGUAAAGAACUGCCUCCAGAGACCCCCCACAUUGAACAAAAGCGGGACAUGCGCAGCCCACUGCUAACAUUGACUGAAGAGAAAUCUGGAGAACAGGCUUCACGUCCAAGUGCUCAAGAGCCCGAAUUCCUGGAUGCAGCAGAUGUCCAAUCGGCUGGCACUCUGCCCCUUUUGCAGAGUGUGGAAUACAAGAUGUGCAGUUCCCUGCACUUAAAUCUAAGGUUACCAUCGACAAAGCACACGUAA
Molecule: messenger RNA, 3041 nt
Organism: Porites evermanni
Lineage: Eukaryota; Metazoa; Cnidaria; Anthozoa; Scleractinia; Poritidae
Source: the annotation of a GenBank genome assembly